Prosopis cineraria is the source of this 6720-nucleotide messenger RNA. Its product is annotated as nicotinamidase 2-like. Bases 121 to 726 code for a protein of 201 amino acids. The transcript has 6 exons. NCBI's taxonomy places the organism in Eukaryota, Viridiplantae, Streptophyta, Magnoliopsida, Fabales, Fabaceae. The record is from RefSeq and is a predicted model, not a curated record.
GUACCUCCUCCACUUUCUAGGCACGGGAGGAAAUCCAAAUCCUUGAAUUCCAAGGGAGAAGCACAGGGAAGAGGAGAGAAAACACUGAACCAGAACCAGAGCCAAAGGGGGUUUUCAUCAAUGGCGUCUUCUCUGAACAAAUCAUCUCCAUACAAUAAAUAUGAGAUAAGGAAGAGAGACCCAGAUCCUAAAUCGUGUGCUCUUUUGGUCAUUGACAUGCAAAACUACUUUUCUUCCAUCGCCAAGCCCAUCCUUUCCAAUCUCUCAACCACAAUCCGUCUCUGCCGGAACGCCUCCAUUCCCGUCAUCUUCACGCGCCACUGCCACAAGUCCCCCGCCGACUACGGCAUGCUUGGUGAGUGGAGGAACGGCGACCUCAUCUUCGACGGCACACCGGAGGCGGAGCUUAUACCGACGCUCGAUCGGAAGCCGGAGGACAUGGUGGUGGAGAAGAACACCUACAGCGCGUUUAGGAAUACUCGUUUGGAGGAGAAGCUUGUGGAGAUGGGGAUAAAGGAAGUGAUUGUGACGGGGGUGAUGACGAACCUGUGCUGCGAGACGACGGCGCGUGAGGCUUUCGUGAGAGGGUUUAGGGUUUUCUUCUCAGCGGAUGCCACGAUGACGUCGGAUUCGGAGCUCCAUGAGGCCACUUUGAAGAACAUGGCUUAUGGGUUUGCUUAUUUUCUCGAUUGUCAGAGGCUUCGAGACGCUCUCUCUGUAAAAUAAACCUUCUAGGCGUUUCUGAGUUGAUGAUCAAAAUUGAAGAGGAAGCAUAUACCUUAACUGAAUUUCAAGCUCUGUCUGGUGGGAAAAAGUGGUACUUGUAUAAUUAGCAUUAAAACAUAUUUUGCCCAGGGCUUCUUAAUUCUUCUUCUCUGAAUUAAAUAAUGUGACAGUCUAAAAAAUGAGUAUGUCGUUUAUGGUUCAUGACUGGUAUGACUUGUUAAGUUUCUCUAUUAUACGUAAGUUUGUCCUAAAUGACUUAAACCUCUAUGAAUUUUGUUGAAACAUUGAUUCUUGCUCCUGCCAUGCGCCCAGAGGAUCUCAGUUCCUAUUUACAUUCAGGACUUGGGGUCUUCUGACGUUGCAGAGGAAUAUUUGUUGUAAAUUUUGGUAAAUACAUGUCAUCAAGUUUUCCCAUUAGCUAGAAUAACUACUUGUCAUGAUUUCAAGUUUAGGUUGGAAGGAUUUCAUGGCUAGGCAGUCAUUCAACUAUGCUCUGAAGUCAAGUGUCUCAAACAUAUUUGCAAUUCCAGCUUUUCCUCUAUUAUCCAUUGAAGUCAUUUUGUGAAAACAUUCUGUUGGCACAUUUCUAAUACUUUAGGCGAAUGUCAUAGGAUCUGCUAAAAUUUUGAAAUUAAUCAAGUGAAAGUUGUGUUUAUUUCUUAUCAACUUGGGCUGCAUCUUGUCAAACACCUAUCUUUGUUGUUUAACACAAUUUCGACAAGAAAUGCCAGUUUCUCUUGUUCUAUCGAUGUUCUGAUGUACAGCAGUAAUCCUGGUGUGACAAUACAUCAGAAAGGGAGGUUGAUUAAUUCACGCUGAAUCUGGAGAUUGAAUCUUUUCAUUUACAGCUUUUUACUUCAUUAUAAUCUGCUGAGUGGUAAUUCAGUAUUAUGUAUGGAUAAACCUUGAAAGGAACAGAAAGAUCUAGCAUGUACAUUGUAUUUUGGUAGGCAUUGUGCCUUGGCCCAAUGCUUCUUGUCUUCCUCUUGGUAUGUGCUUUUGUUCUCUUUGCUCUAGCUGCAAUGAAGUGCAACAUAGUAAUUGAUGUUUUGGUGUUAUUUUCCCUUGUUUGUAUAUAAGGUUAUGAACAUGAUCUAUGCAAUCACUAUCAAUUUAUGACAUUCCCUGUAUAGAUAAUGUCAAAUGAGCAGAUAAGCAGGAGAUCUGUCGUGCAUCCUAAUCAUAUCUGGUGUAAAGAUACUUUUCUAAAGGAAAAACACUGCUUUUAGUCCCUGUAUUUCAUUUGAGUUUUGUUAUUAGCUCAUUCACUUUUUUUUUUUCAGUGUUUUAGGUUUUUAUAUUUUUCUUCAUCUACAAUGUUGGUCCUAUAGUUUUAAAGAUGUUGGAGUGACAAAAAUGGUGUUAAGAUUAAUUAUGUGUCCAUGGCCAUUGUUAAGUUUGUGUUGAUGUGUUAAAGAGGUGUUGAAUUGGACUUUUUAAUGAGCAAAAUAAAAUUAAGAAAAUCCACAUUAGAUAAAAUAAAAAGUCCUUGGAUGCCCUAAUAUAUACUGAGGCUAAUCGUUUAAGUUGAGCUUCUUUUUUUUUUUUUAUCUGACGUGGUUUUUUUUUUAUUUUGCCUAUUAUAAAGUUCAACUUAGUAUCUGCUUAACACAUAACAUGAACUCAAUAGUGUUCAUGGACACAUUAUCAAUCUUAACAUCAUUUGUAUUACAUCAUUUUUCAGAAACUAUAAGGGCCAACACUGUAAAUGGAGAAAAGUAUAGGGACUUAGAAUAUUAUAAAAAAAUGCAGGGAUCUAUAACAAAACUCAAACAAAGAACGGGGAUCAAAAGUAGUGUUUUUCUUUUUUUAAAUCUAUGUACACUAAAUACAAACUUUAUAUAAAUAAGAAUUAAAAUAAUGUAAGUUGCUGUGAAGUCUAAAAAUAUCCUGAAUGUUAUAAAUUAUUGAAGUUAAACAACAAACAGCAUACAUCUUAGCUGCAUGUUUAUUAUUUGUUUACAAAGUUUCCUUUUAAUAACUAUCAAUUUAUGAUAGUGCACAUUGAUGUCUGAUUAUUAUCUGUUGUUGCUUUUGCUAUACAACCCUUGUACAUGAUUUACAUAAUUUGUUCUGUUUUUGUUCACGUUGGGAUGCCAUCUUCAUUGUUAUACUUGUAGAUGAAUGAUCACAAGUCAACAAUACAUGAUUAAUGAUUCCCAUAUUUAUUGGGUUUGAGUUCAUUUUUAAUUAGAACGAAUGAAACCACAACUACAUUAGAUUGAUGUACUGUGUGUAUAUAUAUUGGAAUAUUACCAACACUUUGCAUGAGACAAUCUCUAAACAAGUGCCUAGUAUCUUCCACUUCAUUGCAACCAAAUAGGCAAGGCUUCGCUAUCUCCAACCCUCUUCGUACUCAUAAAGCCAUUGUGUGGACGGUGUCAUGAGCAAUCUGCCACAUUAGAGUUUUGGUAUUCUCUGGCAUUUGCCAUCUUCCAGAUUCUCUGCCACAUAGGAUCUCGAUUGGCUUCCAUACCUGCAAGCAAAAGAGAAUACUCAGAUUUCAAGCUGAAGAAAGAUUGAAGCAGAAGCAAUCAGAUUAAUUUGAAACUUGAAAGUAAUAUAUAUCACGUGCCAUUGCGACUGAUAACUUUUCUGUCAGCAUAUAGAGGGAAGAAAAGAGGCCUUGGACUUGCCUACAAGGCUCAAGCAUUCUUGCAAAGAGACUGGAAUGUCAGAAUUCUAUUUAUUCCAAGAGACGGCAAUCUUGGUGGUGAUUGGCGUGCUAAGAUGGCAUUGAACUCUGCCCUUGGACUUCAUUUUCUCCAACCUGAGGAGAUUUUCAGUAACGUAUUCUUUGACCCUCCUUGAACCGUACCUAUUUUUUUUAGCUUUGUUUUGUUUUUCCUUGUUUAUCUCAAAAAAAAAAAAAAAUUAAUGCACUAAGGUAAAUCUUCAAGAAUGUAACAAGUUUCCAACUUUUGAAAGGUUGGUUCUCUACUCCAAGACUUGAUGGAAAUUGUUUUGUCCUCUUUUUCAUCCUUCUUUGCUAAUCUAUUUGGAAAAAUAAUAAUUAAGUCCCAAAGGACCAAUCUAAUAUCUUAUACAAAACCCGUCUUUUGAAGCUGUUCAAAUUCCAUUGGCUCCUCUCUCAUUCGCUCAUACUUUUUUUUUUUGAAUAUGAACAUGAUAUACUCAUUCAACAGAAUGUGAAAACAAUACAGGACCCAAAACAAACAAAAAAGAAAAACAAACCAACCAUCCUUAAUAAGCUAAAGGGUGGGAUAUCAAAAAUACUAAAGUUAUUGGGUGAUCUAUGGCCUAGCUUAGCAAGGUAAUCAGCCAUCCUAUUAUCAUCUCUAUAUAAAAAGUUAAAGUUCACAAGUUCCUACAAAGCAUCAAAUUUAUGGAAUUGAUAAUACUUUGAAAGGGGUGACCAGUGAUGGCUACGAUGAAUAGUGAUGGCUUAGCAUUUGGCCCUCUGACGAAGGUGUCCAUCAUUCGCUUAUACUGGAUGAAUAGGACCGGCUACGAUGAGUAGUGAUGGCUUGGCAUUUGGCUAACAAAACUUGGGCUCACAUCAUUUAAGUUUCCCUCCCAUCACUCAGACCCCUUCAUUCUCGCUUCUUCAGAUUCCUUUUGAGUUUUGAAUAUCUUUCAAUAAAUACCUACAGCACAUCAUUAAGUUGAGUUCCACUUUGGUUUUGCAUAAGCUUCAUUACUCACAAUCUAUAUGCUUAUUCCAUGGUUGAUCCAGCACGACCUUCUUUGGUAUCUCGUCGAAGGCGGUUGUCUUUCAUGAGGCAACGAUCCAGAUGAACUGACUCUUUGAUAUUCUGCCAUUGUUUAGUUACUUUGAGAUUUCUCUUUUACUUCUUAUUCACUAGGUAGUUCUUCACUCUGUAUACCUUCAUGUUCUAUCAUAUGUUGUCUUCUGCAGGCUGUUGGCUAUGGUUUUUUUUACUUGGCAUGAUGAACACCUUCGUCAGAGGGCCAAGGAUGUUAUAAACCAACUUAUGCAUUCAUUUUGGGCAUAGAAGGCAUAAUUUUAUUUUAUUUCAAUCUAACCAUAAUCAAUUGUAGUUAUACCGGCAACUUUAUUUUAGUAUUUAUUUUUUGUUCUAUGUGGUAGUAUUUUUAAUGGAGUGAAAUUGUUAGCUUAGCUUAUACAAGAAAUGAGUUAAAUAUUUGUGUCAGUUCAAUAUUUGUCUCAUGAUCAUGACAAUAAUAACGUGAAAUAUUUUAAAUAUUUGUGUCAUGUUAAAAGUGUUUCCUUUUUGUUGCGGAUAGGUAGAUUUAUAUUGAGUCUUCCAUCAUGAUUAGUCUCUGUCAUCACAUUACCCUUUUUUUUAUUAGAGUCAAGUCAUUGGGUCCUACAUAGAAGAGAAUUCAAUUGAAUUGGAAUGUAAUCUUCUAUCCGCAUGUAUUUUUUGUCUCGAUGCAAGUGAUGGCAUGAACAGCACGUUUGGAUUUCAUCAUUUCCUUUUUUAAUGGGCACCAGUAAUGUCAUGGAAGACUUUCAUUCUGAAGUCCAUGUGUGAGCUCCUUUUGGUUUUCUGCCAUCGUGUCUGUCUGUUGCAGCAUUUCUACUAUUCAUUUAUAAUUAAAGCCUGGCAUUUUAUUUAACUCUCAACCUUUCAUUUCAUGCUUCACUGACAUUUUCAUCCAUUGAAGCCAUAUCCUUUCAUUAAUGAAUAUUUUUUGUCAACUUUUUUGGUAAUUUCUGGAAUGUGGGUUAUUAAUGUAGUUACUCUGACUGCCUUCGACAACACAUAUAUCACCGCCCUUCAUCAUGUGCCAGAAAGGAUUUCAUAAAGGCAGAACAGCCUAAUCAUCUGUUCUGUGCAAAAUCAAUCAGUGAGAAAUAGAUUUCUCCAGUCAAUCUUGUGCAAAUGCCUUCAAUAUCAGAUCGUGUUACUCUUUUCACUGAGGCCUCCAUGGCAUCAGCUAGAUUCCUUUGUCUAAACGAACUCCAGCCUGGAGUUGAUGGUUGUCGGAUAUGUGUCCGGGUUGUUCGUGUCUUCCUCCACACUUACAACAUUUCUGGCCAUGCUUGGUAUGGUUCACUGCAGAAGAUUAGAUCUUUCGACUUUGUCACAGUCGACCAUCGAGGAGCAAGGAUGCGUGCAACUCUGACAACCGAACACCUUAUCGAUAGGUGGUCGUCUGUCAUUAAGGAAGGGCAUUGUUAUAUAAUGACAAAUGUUCAGGCCGUUCUUUAGGGCGACGAGUUCCAUGUAAAAUUGCAAGUCCGCUUUUCAUCCAAGACAGAAAUUGAAGAGUGCUAUCUGCCCCUUCCCAGGGUUUACUUUCAGUUCACGAACAUAGCUUCUUUGAAACUAAGCCUCGUGCUUGAAAGGCAAUGCUUUGAUGUGUACGGCAAGGUUGUAGAGAUAUCUGACUUGAGCAAUGUUUGGCUUGGUAGAGAUCUUACUAAUCAUUUGGCCAUUGUCAUUGAAAGCGCAAAGCUUGAGAAGAUAACAUGUCUUUUGUAUGGGAAAGCUGCAGUGUUGGGAGCAAGAGACUAUAUCAACUACAUUGGGGUUAUUGAUUUAGUUGUCAUUAUCUUAUAUGUUGUUGAGGAUCUUUAUGCAGGUUAUGUUACAUCAUGUCUAUAUAAUGUUAUAUAAGAUUUAAGUGUUGGGUUUUGUCUAGGUUUUCUUUUUCAUGUUAUGUUAUAGGUAUCCCCAUUGUCACAAAUUUCUCCACUGCCACAACAGUCAUUUUUGACCCCGACGUGUCUAAAUUUAGUCAAUUGAAGCGAAACCUCCUCUCCACCGCUUUGAGCACUACUAAUUGAGUUGACGCGUGUUAACGUAUUUGUUAUGGGCUAGACCCAAGUUUCUCAUCUCAUUUAGUUUGUUUGACUCUUUAAUCCGUAGUUUGAUCUGAUGUGUUUUAUUUUACAUGGGAUGGCUAAUGGCUUGUAACUUUGCACCCACACUUUAAUGCGGGCUUAUGGUGUAAUCUCCGUGUUAUUGGGAUGAUGCCUAAUUUUGAAGCUGUUCUCCUUUAAUGUCAGUCUAAUAUGACUUCAGUGUCAUAUCCUCUUUU